AUGGCAAAUUGUAAAAGAAAUUAUUUAGAUCCCGAGGAUGAGGAUGAUAAUAAAGGUGGGCGCUAUGAAAAAAUACCGCCUACCUCGUUGCCUCAAAAGAGCGAAAUUUUUAAAUCGCCGCCUGGGCAUGAAGAGUUGAUAUCGACGCGAUCGGUGCCGCUGAAUAUAUAUAACUUGCCGCCUGAAUUAUUGGAAAAGAUAAUCGAUUACACAAAUCUCCGACAACAUAAGAUUUUACGUACCACAUCGAAACGUAUGCGUGAAGUAAGCGACGAAUACAUUAUGCACAAUUUUCGUAAAGCAUUGAAAAGGUGUACAACUGUUUAUCGAUGCAGUUAUAAAAGCGCAGUAUUCAAGAGCAUUAAGCAGGCCACAGAAGUGUAUAUAAGGUCGGGCUUUCGUUCCAUAUUCUGCGGUUGCCUAUUACCAAUCUUGGAUAGCUGCACGAAGGAUCAAUUUAGUCCGCGUAUGUAUCAAGUCGAGAACUUUUUAUUGCAUUUCUUUGAUAUAACGGAUAGUCUGCUUGGCAAUGAAAAUUCUCAGCAAUCCAGAUUGCUGUACACCGUAACAAUAAUGAGAUUUAUUAAGGCAUUUAGGAAAUCCGCCAUUAUUUAUUCAGAGACAGCGCCCUCAUAUUGGAAAGUUGUUGUAGAAUUGAAGGGACCUUGGCUACGAGAGUCAAAAUAUUUGGCUCGUGAGCAUACGCAAGCGUGUAACAACCUUUUAGUUAUACUAACGGAAUUGCUGAUAGCUGACAUUACCAGGCAAGAGUUAAAACGUAUUUGGAAAUGUCGGAACAAAAUUUAUAUUUUCGGUAAUGACAACAGUUGCAGUGAUUGUGCUCGCCGUUCUUAUUUUACCCUCAUUAUACAUGGCCCUGAGAAAAUUUCCGCUUUACUCCGUUCUUGCCUUGAGAACGAUUUGGAAAAUUUUAAAUGGCCUCUACAAUGGCCGCGAGAUCAGUUCACCUUCUACUUAAAUAUUUAA
This is a messenger RNA of Glossina fuscipes, 987 nucleotides long. RefSeq lists its product as uncharacterized. Lineage: Eukaryota; Metazoa; Arthropoda; Insecta; Diptera; Glossinidae. Bases 1 to 987 code for a protein of 328 amino acids. The record is from RefSeq and is a predicted model, not a curated record. Gene Ontology annotation, molecular function: protein binding. The transcript is spliced from 4 exons.